CAUAUUCCGGCACGACGAAACCGGAAUCUCUAUAUUCCUUCACUUUUCGCGGGUGCCAUUGCUCCUCCAAGAUCACACUAUGCAGAUCGUCUCAACUCUAGUUUGGGCCGCUCUCGGCCAGUCCGUCCUUGCCAACACCAGACAAUAUGCGCCUCUAAAUGCGCCCAGGAGAGCCGAGAAUGCCAAGCGGUUGCCCCAGCAGUCAGAGGUUCUCUCAUGUUCAGAGACUUAUGGCCCUGGCUCGAUGGCCUGCGGCAAGCCUGACCUGAGACUCUGCUUCAACCCUACGGCUGGCGAGUCUUGCUGUGGCGUCGAUGGCGGAUUUUGCGAGGCUGGCUUCCACUGUGCUCCUGUCCCGAGCUUCUGCUGCAAGGAUGGCGAGGACUUGGAGACGUGUGCUAGAAACGCCGGCUUCGCGCUUCCCACUGAAUACAGCGCGUGGCCCAUCUCGGAGAGCGUCACCUCUUCUGCCUCGGUCUCCGCCGUCACCCUUAUUGCCGACCAUUCGACGCUGUCCAGCAAUGGCACUGUGCACUCCUUCUCUCCCAUCACUGCUGCGGCGACCACCGCCACCAUAGACUGCGACGACGAGGACCUCACCACCUCCUUUAGAGAGCAGGUCCUGCCCGCGCUGACCAGCAGCACCACUUACGUGGCCCCUGCUACCACAUCUCACGUGGCCGCCGCCGCCACUGACGACGAGUACACCUUCUCCUUCGAGCCCGCGCCCACAAUCGCUCAGGUCCAACCCACGACAAACUACACCCUGCCCAUCAUCACCCCCGUCCCGCAGCCGUCCACCACCGUCAAGCCUAUCGUGGCGAUCGCCGGCGCCCCCUCUGGCGCCAGGCCGCCCUCGGCCGGCGGCGCAGGGUGGUCAUACGUGCUGGCUGUCGGGGCCGUGAUGGUCGUCAUGGCAUUUUGAGAGAAGGCGCUGGGCGGUGAAGUACAUGAGGGAUGAUAAGAAGUGGGAAAGGGGGAGCAGUGAUAGAAUUCGGUACAUUGGGAAAACUUUCUCACAAUUUUUCGCCACGGAGUUUUUCGUCUCGUUCCUUAAUACUCUUUCCUUUGUUUCAUCGGGGUCUGAAGAAGAAAAAAGGGAUUGUCACUGUAGUCGCGGCGCGCACGCCGGAUAUACGGCAUCCAUUUAUGAUACCGGGAAC
Molecule: messenger RNA, 1163 nt
Organism: Microdochium trichocladiopsis
Lineage: Eukaryota; Fungi; Ascomycota; Sordariomycetes; Xylariales; Microdochiaceae
Exons: 3
Coding region: 80-925 (281 amino acids)
Source: RefSeq, a predicted model, not a curated record